Messenger RNA from Nematostella vectensis (starlet sea anemone), 1687 nucleotides. RefSeq lists its product as uncharacterized. NCBI's taxonomy places the organism in Eukaryota, Metazoa, Cnidaria, Anthozoa, Actiniaria, Edwardsiidae. The record is from RefSeq and is a predicted model, not a curated record. The coding region runs from base 133 to 1422 and encodes 429 amino acids. The transcript has 3 exons.
UCUUAUGUUUGUUUUACAUUCACUUUCAGACGCGGUCGUUGGAAGCGAUCUUGAGUACUUAUUCAAAAUUGCGUCUUCUCUACAUCCUCGUAGCCUUCCUAGCCACCCAACACCGUUAUUCCACUAAUUAUUAUGGCUGACAAAACAGAUGUUGAUCAAGCGUUCGAUUUGGGAUUUUUGGAAGACUCGAUCGGUGAAAUCGACGAGAUCGAUGCGGUUUCUUCUCGUGUGAUUUCCUUCGAAGAAGACACAGAAAUUCCAACAAAAUACUUAGUGAGAAAGAUAUUUUCCCCUCAUUUAGAGCCCCCGUACCAUUAUCACCCAGCUGGCGAAAAGACACAUCGUCGAAAAAAGGUUAAGAGCACAUGGGGGCAAGAUGCUAGUGACGGUAGAUCCAGUUUUGCUAAACAGGAUGACAUCCUUGCACUUCUCACAUUUGCAUCAACAGAUGUCAGUGAAAUAAGUGCAAAAGCAGUCCAUAAAAUUACACAAGCUGUAUCGAAACUCAGUGGUGAUAAUAAGGCUGAGGCGAUUAGAAAGAAUGGUCUAGAGGUUAUUCUAAAGAUGCAUUCACUGGAACAAUAUGAAGCUUUGGGGAAAGCAUUUACUGAUGGGAAAAUAGAUGAUCUUUCAGGACUGAAGUUGUCCGAAAUUCAAGCCAUCAUGAUAGUGGACCCACCCCACUGCUAUAUUGAAUUGUCAUGUGACCAUCCAGAUGGUGCAAAGCUUCAGCGUGAGAUGUCCAGCCUUCUUGUCCCUUACUGCUCAAAGUUCCCUUUCCUCACCAUCCGCGAACCUCUACAAAAAGUCAACGGUUCCAGCCCCACAAACUCGCCUGCCAGCAAACAACGGCGACUGGCAGACAGCCACGACCAGCAGACAGUGCCAGCCAUUGGAAUCAUGCUAAUGUUUGCACAAACAGCAAAACGAAAUGCUGAUAAAGCCUUAAAGGCGAUGAGGGCUCAUCCCACAUUGAAGCAAGCGAAAUUGCCCAAAGAAAUAACUGAAGAAGAUGAGGUUCACUUCAAGCUCUCAAGUGAGUCAAAUGGGCUUCUUCUCUCAUUAAAACAAAGCUCUCCAUUUGCUGGCGUCCGCAUCACUGUCAUUGUUAACAAAAACCUUGAACAGGUAGAGCGGUUUUACUCACUUAUUACUGGUAAAACUCCAUUGGCUUAUAAUAAGAUAGAAGAAGGGCUGAGCUGUCGGACUUAUCCACUCUCUAGGAAGCUAGAGCUUCAGUUGGUCUCACAUCCCCAAGUGAAGUCACAUCAGGUGCAGCACAUUGCACUGUGCUUUGCUGUAGAAGACAUGAACCAAAUGUGCUCCGAGAUCCCUGGAGGAGUGCGUAAUAUCGGAGAGGGUCACUGGCAUGUGACUGACCCUGACGGAAACUCUGUUAUCUUAUACAGUCUUCUACAGUAGAUCUUAGACACUUUCUUAUAAAAGGGUUCUUACAUAAAACAUUGUGUAUGUGGGGCAUACAUGGCUACCAUCUGAAGGUAGCGAGGCUCCACCUGUUUGAGCCGACGACAAAAAGGUUGGAGGGUGCCAACUCUUAUUUCUAGGUGUACCUUAACAUAGAUAGAUCGGCCAAACCAUGUGUUUGUUGCCCCAUAAGUCCGUGCAGCCCUAUCCACCAAGACAGAUAAAGUUAUAAUAAAGUUGAAUAGCUAGUUUAUGAUAAAAA